Messenger RNA from Hordeum vulgare subsp. vulgare (domesticated barley), 786 nucleotides. RefSeq lists its product as uncharacterized. Lineage: Eukaryota; Viridiplantae; Streptophyta; Magnoliopsida; Poales; Poaceae. Bases 96 to 680 code for a protein of 194 amino acids. The record is from RefSeq and is a predicted model, not a curated record. Gene Ontology annotation, molecular function: enzyme inhibitor activity. The transcript has a single exon.
UAUGAUACACCGUCGUCUGUUAAGACUGAACUAAUAAAAGAGACAAACUAAGGGGGCAGAGGGAGGGAGAGACCGAGUGACAAUACACAACCAGCAUGGCCGUGGGCACAUCCUCUUCGAUGCUCGGCGGCGCUCUCCUCCUCCUCCUCGUCGUCGUCCUCUCCUCGGCCACCGAUUUUCAUGACGGGUCAAGCUCCAGCGCCGCACCACUUUCCCCGCUGGACGACCUCUGCAUCAGCCUCGGCAGCCAGUAUGUCACACCAGACGUCUGCGUGGCGGCGCUCUGCGUCGACCCAUCCUGCCGCUCCACGCGCGGCUUGCCGGAGCUCGCGGCGCUCGCCAUCAGGCUGACGGCGGCCAACGCCACGGUGGCCAAGGCCAGCAUCGAGUCCUCGCUCGCCCACGCCACGGACGCCGAGACUAAGAAGGCCAUGCGGUCGUGCCUGCAGCUCUACGCCGGCGCCGUCGAGGCACUGCAGUGGGCGACAUGGUCGGUCGCCGCGGGGCAAUACAGAGGCGCUCGGGAGGCGGUACAGGCGGCUGUGUAUGUCCCAUCCGGGUGCGAUGGCAUGGCCCAGGUGGCGCUUCCCAGGGAGAACGACGACUUCUUCCAGAUGGCCUUCGUCGGGCACGCCGUCCUUGCAUGGGUGCAGCAUAGUAUCGAUCGGCUGACCAAUUGAUGAACCGGUUACCGAAUUCAUUAAUUAACCUGCUCCACCUCCGUAAUAAUAAGAUAAAGAUGUUGUCAACCUGCAACAACUAUGCAAUGGAACGGUGCAUUUAUUA